UUGCAAUUUAACAUAAGACUUGUAAAAAUGAACAUGAAAUAAAACAUUAUGUUUGAUAAGUUUACAUCAGAUUUUACUAUAUAUUCAGUAUUCACUAUACAAAAAUAAUUUACCUCGAAAGACUUUGAUAUCAUCUAUAUCAAGAUCAUAUUCACCAGGCGUAUACUAGUUCUUCCUGUGGCGUACGGGCACGGGUUUUGAACGUCGAGGUCACCAGUGUGGCGAACGAGCAUGGGUCGCGAUGGGAGUCGCAUGACUCGUUCCCAAAAAUAUAUUAUAAAAAUAUAGUCGUGACUUAACUAAAAAUAUAUAUAACAAAACGUAUACGCAUUAUAACAAAUUUCUCACGCGUGCCAUGGUAGGUUACAAAGAAUAAAAGACGAAGCGUUAAAAUGAGUCGUUCGCGAUCAGUGUCAGGAAACGAGGUCGUGGUUCGGCGUGUGACACGAAAGGCGAGCUUUUCCGUGCAACGUGUACAACAGUCGAGAGAAGAGCCAGGUCUGGUGAAGCGAAACCAAUAGUGAAGAAAGAAACGGGUAUAAAAAUGUUUUUCGUGCGACGCGGACGAUGGUCGAAUUGAAAGAGCGCUAGCGCGGGCUCGUCGACCCGACGCGAUGGCGGGACGGUGCCGGGCACGAUUGCCAACGGCGGCACCGCGUCACUUCGGUGAGGAAGCACUGUGACCUACCACAUUUCCAUAGAUAAUAGAAUAAUUACUAUAUUAUCUAUGGUUCUUCCCCUGAGCUGGUCUGUGGAACAAUAUUAUCUUAGUCCGUGGUUGUCAAUAAAGCUACAUAAUGGAAAAAAAUUUCUUUAAUUUUAAAAGUUAAAAUUUCCUUUAUUUUCGUGAAAUAAGCUCAAAAUUCCCAAUUUUCCCUUUUAUAAAUUUUGACCUCAAACUUCCCUGCGUGGAGGGAAUUUCUCUGUCAUCUACCAUCACUGCAUGACAUCAAUAUUCUUUCAAGUGAAUGUAUAACUACAAAAAGUAUUUAUUAAAAUUAUAUUUUUGUCUACGAAAACGUCUUCUUUCGAAUCAUUCCUAUUGAUUGUUGCUUUACAAAACCUUUGCAUGUUCAAGGUACCAGCCAUGGAUGAGAAUCCACCAUUGAAAAAUGGUGAUCCUAUUGAACUCUCUUCUGAUGAUUUACUUGGUGUCAUGAAAAACAUAUCAAUGGUGAAAAAUGGUUUGAUGUCUUAUGAUAAUGAUACGGAACAAAUAGAAAUUGGUAAUGGCGAUGCAGAUGCAAUGUUUGGUAUUGGCGAUAAUGAUUUAAGUUCAUUUGAAAGAGAUCUUUUAGAUAAUGUAAUUGGAAUGGCUGAAGAAGAAGUAGUUACUCAAUAUGACGACACUCCAACUGUAAAAGAAAACUUUCAUACAUUUAUGAUCAAAGGUAAUAUGUUAAGAGAACGUCUUCAAAAAAUCAUAUCAAAAUUACAAAAUAUUCAACUAAAAACUAUGGGCAAAUGUUCUACUCAAGAAAUUUAUAAUGUUUUACAAUCACAAAAAAGUAAUGCCAUUAAAAAUAUUAAAUCUACAUUACUCAAAGUUCAAAAACGUCAGUCCAAUCCAUUUUUGAAAAGUUUAUUAUGUGAUGAAAUUAAGGAUGGCGAAAAAGUCUUUGGAAUGCUAGAGUCACAAAUAAAAACAUUAAAUGAAGAUUAUGAUUCUGAGGCAACAGCUAGUGAUUCUGAAACGGAUACAUUAGGAGAAACUAGUGAAGAAGAAGUACAAGUUUCUAAUUAUCCUAUAGAAAAAAGAAAUUCUUGGAAAUGGCUUCAUGACAGAGCAAAUAUUGCAUACCGAUUAACUUGGUUAGUUAAUGUAAUGUCAGACAUAGAAUUCAAAAUCAAUUUUUAUAAUGAAGCUUUGAAUCGAUAUACUUCUCAUUCAUACAUCCAAGAUCAAGAAGAUGAAUCUGGUAGGAGAUGUUUUCCAUAUGAACCUAAAACUCAACAUAGAAUGUUGAUGCAACCUCCACUUAUAAAUUUAGCUGCGGCAUUGAAAAAAGGUGAUAAAGCUAAAUUAAAUCGUAUUAAUCCUUGUGACUGCUAUGGUAUUGAUUCUUGUCCUACCUGUGUAAGUCUUAAGCGUCUCUCAAAUGAUCCUGGUCAUUGUUUGAGUGAUACUUAUCAUCCAGUUCUAUCUUAUUCUAAAGAUAUUUCUUUAAAUGUUGCAUUAUCUAAUGAAUUAGGAAAAUCAUCUUUCCAUCAGAAACAAAAAAAUAAAUCUGCAUCUGAUACUGAUUUUAAUAAAUAUUUUGUGGAUAGAACACCCGAACAAAAUUCUACUAUUAGACAAGUUCCACCUGUUAAAUUACAAAAUGCUUGGCCAAAUCGUAAUGAUCCAAUUACAAAAUUUAAUCGAAAUCAAAGACAAGCAAGAAAAAAAAGACGAUUACGCUAUAGUAAACAUAAAAGAAGUAGAAUGGAUGAAGAUUAUAAAUAUAGCAGUCGCAGAAGUAGUGAAAGUAUUUGUGACGAUGAUGAUCUUGAUGAGGUAUAUGAAGAAGACAAUUAUGACUCAGAUCCAGAUUACAGCCCUUGGUUUCCAAGAACUGGAGAUAAAACAUACAAUGCAAAACGUGAAUAUGAUAUUGAUAACAUUGUAAUACCUUAUAGUAUUGCUGCUGCAUCAAGGGUAGAAAUGGUGAAAUAUAAGGAAAUAGUAACACCUAAAUGGCGGAUUGUUGAAGAAUUAGAUGUAGACCCAAAUGAAUUUUCUACAACAAUCCCUGAACCAGAAGUAGUUGAAGACCUUGAUGAUGGAAAACGCUGCGCUCAUCAUGAAGCAUGCGAAAUGGAAGAACGUAAAAGGUUUAGAACUAUGAAGAAACAAUCGGAACGUACACACAAGAAUAGUGGUCAUUGCAGUAGUGGGGAAAAUACAUCUGAAGCAAUGUCACCAUUAUUUGAAAGUCGAUCUCCAAUGCCCACCGUAGAAGAAGAACCAGAUGCAGGACCUAGUAAUCAUGAUUGGGACCAUUAAAAUUUAUUUAUUAAUUUUAGAAAAAUAAAUAUUGUAUAUUAUUAAUUGUAAAAACCAAAGUUACACACUUAAGAUAGUAAUGUUGAAAAUUAGUUGUCAUAUUUAGGUAUAUUAUUUUUAUAUA
This is a messenger RNA of Sipha flava (yellow sugarcane aphid), 3110 nucleotides long. RefSeq lists its product as uncharacterized. The record is from RefSeq and is a predicted model, not a curated record. Lineage: Eukaryota; Metazoa; Arthropoda; Insecta; Hemiptera; Aphididae. Gene Ontology annotation, cellular component: NSL complex. Gene Ontology annotation, molecular function: histone acetyltransferase binding. The coding region runs from base 1070 to 2986 and encodes 638 amino acids. The transcript has a single exon.